GUCAUUUUUUUUUCAGAAUCUAAAAUCCACAGCGUGCCGAAAUUUCAGUCUCAUUUCAUUAAUUCAUUUAAUCCUCAAAACGAUGCCGUAUUGCGAAGUCGCGUCGCCGCAGAAUGCCGCCGCCGACGACGAAGCAACAAAAAUCUACUACCGGACUUACGGCCGCGGCCCCAUCAAGGUCCUCCUGAUCAUCGGAUUGGCCGGAACUCACGAAUCGUGGGGGCCACAGAUUCAGGGGCUCACGGGGUCGGUUACGCCGAACGACGAGGAUAGGCCGGCGGCGGAGUGUGGCGACAAUGAGGCUGGUUUCAGCGGCGGAGGUAUCGAGGUUUGCGCGUUUGAUAAUCGGGGCAUGGGCCGGAGCUCCGUGCCGGCGAAAAAGUCCGAUUACACAACAAGAACAAUGGCGAAGGAUGCAAUCGCUUUGAUGGAUCAUCUGGGGUGGAAGCAAGCGCAUGUUUUCGGGCAUUCAAUGGGAGCUAUGAUAGCUUGUAAGUUAGCAGCGAUGGUUCCUGACAGUAUUUUGUCAUUGGGUUUGCUCAAUGUCACCGGAGGCGGUUUUGAAUGUUUACCAAGGCUCGACCGCCAAACAUUAUCUAUUGCUAUUCGUUUUCUAAAGGCAAAGACUCCGGAGCAAAGAGCAGCUGUUGACUUGGACACCCACUAUUCGAAGGAGUAUCUUGAGGAAAAUAUUGGAUCCAACACAAGAAGGGCAAUUUUAUACCAACAAUAUGUAAAAGGUAUAUCGGCUACUGGGAUGCAGUCUAACCAUGGUUUCGAAGGUCAACUGAAUGCGUGCUGGACACAUAAAAUGACACCAACUGAAAUUGAAAUGAUCCGCUCCGCUGGGUUUCUUGUUUCAGUCAUUCAUGGCAGGCAUGAUGUCAUUGCUCAAAUAUGUUAUGCAAAGAGAUUGGCACAGAAGCUGCAGCCUGUUGCUAGAAUGGUAGAUCUUCCUGGAGGACAUCUUGUGAGUCAUGAGAGGACUGAAGAGGUCAAUAAAGCCCUUCUUGAGUUGAUCAAGGCUUCAGAAGCUAAGACAGAGCCACAGGACUGGACAAAUUUGCCUGAGAAAAGUUCCGGGUGGGUGGUUACAAGGAUGUCGUUUAUCAAAAAAAGUAAUAGCGAGGCUAACAGUGCAUGUUUGGCAUCCAGUAUGUUGCAGAAGCUACAUAUGUUCCUCUUGUACUUGUUUGGUCUCUUUGCCUUGGCGUGCGAGAAAGGAUUGAUGACUUUCAGAAGUAUAAAACCAGCUAGAGUUGCAAAUUCCAUUACAUAAGCUGUUGGUCGAUGGAAAUCCAAAUGUUUCACUGGGGCUCAUCAGUUUUUCAUUCUAUCAGCCAUGCUAAGCGUAUUUAACUGGUUUUUUGCACAUCAAGUAAAUUUUGUGUAGAAUUCGGGGUUCCUGAUUCAUAUACCAGAGUUCAUUAACUUAAUGAGGUCCUUUAUACACAAUAAAGACAUGUUGCAGUUGGUGGAAGAAAUGGAGAGAGAUUCACUACAGCCAAUAUUUAGGCAGUUCCCAGUUCUCCUUAUGACCUUAUCCUGCAACAAAUAUUUACAGAUCCACACCUUUACUGUCCUCCAGCAGAAUGAGGGAAAAGGGAUAGGGUGUUUCUAUUUGUAUCUAUCUUCUUGUUCCUCGUGUAAUUUUACUUGCAAUUGCCAAUAUAUUUACUCUUGGCAACAGAACAACCUUAGACUUGAAGAUUCUGAGAGCAGUUCUAAACUAAACAGUCAUAUAUCAACCUUUCAUGUUAAGAAGUUAAACUUAAAUGCUUGAUACAGGAAAGUUAGCAGCAUGAAUAUAUUGUAUGCAGAAACCUAUAUUCUAUCAUAUUAUAUAACACAUAUAUAAUCUCCAC
Molecule: messenger RNA, 1865 nt
Organism: Fragaria vesca subsp. vesca
Lineage: Eukaryota; Viridiplantae; Streptophyta; Magnoliopsida; Rosales; Rosaceae
Product: putative aminoacrylate hydrolase RutD-like
Source: RefSeq, a predicted model, not a curated record